Molecule: messenger RNA, 900 nt
Organism: Lycium barbarum (goji berry)
Lineage: Eukaryota; Viridiplantae; Streptophyta; Magnoliopsida; Solanales; Solanaceae
Exons: 2
Coding region: 1-900 (299 amino acids)
Source: RefSeq, a predicted model, not a curated record
AUGCCGCUGAAUGGAAAUAAGGAUUUGUCUGGUGAUUUUGUGGUUAGAUCAACCAUGGGCAAGGGCUUUGACACCUUCAGGAGCAUUCUCCGGCAGCAGGGGUUGGAGAAUUUCUUUAGGGCUAGCUGCUUUGGGCUCUAUUUAGAUUUUCCUGAAGAUACCAGUGCCCGAUUUCAAAUGACAAUGGUUUCUGAGCUUUUGAAGCGUAAGAUUAUUUGUGAUAGAAAGGAUGAGAUUUGGAUCAAUUACUGUGGCAUGCCGGUUUGCUUUGGCAUGAAGGAGUUUGCCAUAGUUACCGGAUUGAGAUGUUAUCCUUAUGAGCCUCUUCCUACUGUUGUAUUAACCAAGCCAGCCCGGACGCCCAAGGCAGACAAGAAAGCAAAGGGGUCCAAAGCUAAGAAUAAUGUCUCUUUGGUAAACUUAGUGGGAAAGAGCUACACUCAAAAGAAAUUAUUGCAAGACUUGGAGUCCAAAACUUUCUCAAAAAAGCACAAGGAGGCACUGUGCUUAGUUUGGUUUGUGUAUAGUGUUCUUUGGGCAAGAGACGUAAACUACAACAUACCGCUUGGAUUGAUUAAACUUGCUGAGGACUAUGAUGCCAUCAACAGCUAUGCCUGGGGUUUUCAAAGCUUUAGCUUGACUGUUGAAUAUUUGAUGAAGGAUUUGAAGCCAACGGGGAAGACACAAAACCUAUAUGGCUUCCCUUGGGCUUUCAUGGCUUGGGCAUUUGAAGUCAUUCCUCACCUCAGGCAUCAAGUCAAGGAAUACUCCAAAGAAGUUACCUAUCCAAGAAUUCUUAGAUGGCUCACUGCCAGGAACAACACAAAAUUGAGUGUUGAUCUUUUCAACCCCCCUAAGGAAGCUGUAAGCAUUAGAACACAACAGAUGACUAUGUUAUAG